Molecule: messenger RNA, 2314 nt
Organism: Salvia miltiorrhiza (redroot sage)
Lineage: Eukaryota; Viridiplantae; Streptophyta; Magnoliopsida; Lamiales; Lamiaceae
Product: ETHYLENE INSENSITIVE 3-like 1 protein
Exons: 3
Coding region: 376-1989 (537 amino acids)
Cellular component (GO): nucleus
Molecular function (GO): DNA-binding transcription factor activity; DNA binding
Source: RefSeq, a predicted model, not a curated record
CACUUUUCACCUCCCCAUAUAUGAUGCACCACUCCAAUAAUUGUCUCCAUAAAUUUACAGUAUAUUUUAGUUACGAAAUAAAAGUCCUCUCCUCUCCUCGCAUCAUUCUCUCUCUCUCUCCUCCUUUUUCUAUAUAGGGUCUAGUUUUCCGCACCAAGGAGAGGGUUUGGAUUGUUUUUUCUCCAUAGGAAGAAUACUCUUGAGGUGUGGAUUUUUAGGGGUGUCAGGGGUUACGUGAUGGGUUUUUCUUCUUCAGUUUGGUGCUCAAUUAGUAUAACACCUUUUUAGUGAUUCCAUUGUAACUGAUUUAAAGCUUGAAGUUGGAUUAGAGUUCAUAAUCUGCGAUUUUGGGUUGGUUUUGAGGGGAUUGAAACGAUGAUGAUGUUUGAAGACAUGGGGUUUUGUGGUGACAUUGAUUUCUUGCAAUCUCUUCCGGUGAAGGGAGCAGAUAUGUGUGCUCCUCAGCCUGCUGAGGCGGAGGCGGAGCCGGAGUCGGUGGUAGAGGAUGACGACUACACCGAUGAUGAGAUCGACGUGGAUGAACUCGAGAAGAGAAUGUGGAGGGACAAGAUGCGGUUGAAAAGGCUAAAAGAGAUGAGCAAGGGGAAAGAAGGUGUUGAUUGUGUGAAGCAACGGCACUCGCAGGAGCAGGCGAGGAGGAAGAAGAUGUCGAGGGCUCAAGAUGGGAUCUUGAAGUACAUGCUGAAAAUGAUGGAAGUGUGCAAAGCUCAGGGCUUCGUCUACGGGAUCAUACCGGAGAAGGGCAAGCCCGUGAGCGGGGCAUCCGACAAUCUGAGGGAGUGGUGGAAGGAGAAGGUGAGGUUUGAUCGAAACGGCCCAGCUGCGAUAGCCAAAUACCAAUCGGAUAACAUGAUCCCGGGCAAGAAGGAGGGGUGCGCCCCUAUCGGUCCGACCCCUCACACGUUGCAGGAGCUUCAGGACACCACCCUCGGCUCCCUGCUCUCGGCUCUGAUGCAGCACUGCGACCCUCCUCAGAGGCGAUUCCCGUUGGAGAAGGGGGUCUCGCCUCCGUGGUGGCCGACUGGGAAGGAGGAGUGGUGGCACCAGUUGGGCCUCCAGAGGGACCAAGGCGGCCCUCCGCCUUACAAGAAGCCUCACGACUUGAAGAAGGCGUUCAAGGUCGGCGUCCUCACCGCCGUCAUCAAGCACAUGUCUCCCGACAUUGCCAAGAUUCGGAAGCUCGUGAGACAGUCCAAGUGCUUGCAGGAUAAGAUGACGGCCAAGGAGAGUGCGACUUGGCUCGCCAUUGUUAACCAGGAGGAAGCCAUUGCUCGGGAGCUCUACCCCGACAGCUGCCCGCCCCUGUCCUCCUCCGAGGGCAGCGGGUCGUUCCCCAUCAACGACACCAACGAGUACGAUGUAGACGGGGCCGAGCCGUCUAGCUUCGACGACGUGCAAGAGCAGAAGCCUAACCCGCUCGCUCUGUUCCAUCCCCAUCCCAUCAAGGAUGAGACCAUCAUCAACCUAGACUUCUCCAAGAAGCGAAAAUCGAGCAACGAGGCGAAUGGCGCGAUGACGAUGAUGAUGGAUCAUCAACAGACGCUCUACACGUGCGAGUUCCUUCAGUGCCCGCACAGCGAAGCUCGCUACGGCUUCCGUGAUCGAGCGUGGAGGGACAACCACCAACGCUCUUGCCCUUUCAAGCAGCAGUGCGAGUUCGGCGUUUCGAGCUUCCACAACAAUAAUCACGCGAACGAGAUGAAGGCGGCGGCCGCGUUCGAUCUGUCCGGAGCCGGGGUCCCGGAAGACGGGCAGAGGAUGAUCAACGAGCUGAUGUCGUUCUACGAGAGCAACGUCAAUGCCGGCGGCAACGGCGCGGUGGCAAAGGAUUUGCAGGGUGUGAACAUGGCCUCCGACGAUGCGGCACUGUUCCCGAUGAUGUUCAGCUCGCCGUUCGACGUGUCGGCGUCGACGGACUUCGGCGAGGGCUUUCCGAGGGACAAGCAAGAUGUGUCCAUGUGGUACUAACUAACGAUGCACGGACAGCCUCAAUCAAACAUGGCUUGUGUUGUAAUAAGCGAAUGAGGAUUUGCGCGUGCAAUAUAGAUUAUUAGGAUUAUGUAGUAAUGUAGAUAUAUGAUAUAUAUAUAGUUUAUGGUAUAUUUUUGUUGUGUAGGUUUGAUUUUCUAUUUGGUUUAGGUUGUUGAUGUACAACCUUAAUUAUGUUGUGUUUGAUGUUGUUUUAGUUGACGUUUGAGGGGUAAGGUGGGUGGGUGUAUUUUGUUGACUUGACUGAAGAUGUAUGAUAUUGAUAUCAUAAUUCAUAAAUAAAUUAUCAAAUAGUUCAUCCUCA